AUGCAGGCUACAGACGAGGGCAACCCGACCGCCGCCAGCUCUCCGCCAACAGAGGCCACCGCUGCUUCUCCUGCAGCUGCCAUUGAACCUGCACCAGUCGCAGCCCAGCCGAAUCCUCAACCUGCCGCAGAUGAUGACGAAGACUCACUGGCCGGCUCGGAAAGCGUCGCCACAGAGUCGACUGCCUCGCUAGCGGCAAGCAUUACCGAGUAUCGGAAGAUCCAUGGCCGCACUUACACACAGAAGACCGACUACUGGGGGCCUAAUGACGAGCAGCAGAAUGAGGGUCUAGAGCUUGCGCACUACUGGGAAACUCUGUUGCUGGAUGAUAGGCUAUUUCUUUCGCCUUUGCCAGAGAAUCCCGGAAAAGUUCUCGACCUAGGCACCGGGACCGGCAUCUGGGCCAUUGACUUUGCCGACGAGUUCCCCACGUCUGACGUGACGGGCGUUGAUAUUUCACCCAUCCAGCCAGGCUGGGUGCCUCCCAACUGCAAGUUCCAGAUAGACGAUGUCGAGCAACCGUGGACCUGGUCUCCCGACUUCGACUUCAUUCACCUGCGUCACAUGGAAGCUUGCAUUUCCGAUUGGCCAGCAUUUUACAAGCAGAUCUACGAUCACCUCAACCCUGGCGGCUACUUUGAAAUCAAGGAUUUCGAUAUCGAGUUCCGCUCGCAAACGAACCCCGACUUGCCGGAAGACCACAUUUACCGCCGAUGGGGUAAACUCUUCUUUGAAGCCGCCAACAAACUCGGCAAGUCGAUGGACCAGUCUCGAGGAGGGCACAAGAUUGCCAACGCACUCAGAGAAGCUGGGUUCGUCGACGUCGUCGAGAAGACAUGGCCUGUGCCGAUCGGAGGUUGGCCUAAGGACCCCAUUCUUAGAGAGAUUGGCAUAUGCAACUUGGAGUUUCAUGAUCAGUCCCUCGAAGGAUUCUCAAUGUUUCUGUUGACACAGGUGAUGGGAUGGGAGGGCAUUCCUGCCAGAGUGUUCGUCGCCGAAGCGCGGAAAGCGCUCAAGGACCCUGAGCUUCAGACCGUGAUAUACUUGUGA
Molecule: messenger RNA, 1050 nt
Organism: Colletotrichum chrysophilum
Lineage: Eukaryota; Fungi; Ascomycota; Sordariomycetes; Glomerellales; Glomerellaceae
Exons: 6
Coding region: 1-1050 (349 amino acids)
Molecular function (GO): methyltransferase activity
Source: RefSeq, a predicted model, not a curated record